CAGUUCUUUAGUCUGUUAAAAAAAUUAACCAGUCAUGUAAAGGUUUCUGUACCUUAAUAUGCAUUGUCAACCAUAGGUUGUGGUAAUAACAUCAUGCUCUUGCAUCAGCUGUCCAAGGGAGAAGUUUUUAAUGAAAUCCAGUAGUAAGAUUUCUUAUAUUUUUUCUCAGUGUUAAAUAUAAUUUUUAUCAUAUUUGUUACACUUUCACAGCAAGCUGUAGUAGCCAGAAUACUUGCCUAGGAUCUGGGUACUGGUUUGAAUCCCAAAUUCUGCCAGGGAAACUUUCUGGGCGACCUUGGGCCAGUUACACACACUCGGCCUAACCAAACUGGCCUGUUGUGAGGAGUGAAGAGGGAAAUGGAGGAAUGAAGAAAGAUAUUGUAAGCCAUUUGGGGCUCCUGCUGCAGAGAAAAGUGGAGUUAAAAAUAAAUAAAAGUAAAAUUGUCAUGUUCUACUUCAAAAUGUAGAAAGUGGAUUUUGAAAAGAAAAAUUAAAAAACAUUUUGAUGUACUUUAAUUAUUUUUUGAGGUAGAAUACAAAGACAAAACUAUUUGAAGGUUUAUCAAGUGAAAGUCUGUUUAGAAUGAUCCUGACAUAACAUUCUGUAACAUCAGGCUGCAUCAGGCUGCAGCCUGAUAGACACUAAACCUGGAAGCUGCCCCACUUGAUUCAGUGGAACUUAUUUCUGAAUAACCAUUCCUAGAAUUAGUUUGCAAGUCUGAAUCCCAGAAGCUUUUGGAAGUACUAUUUAUCUUGGUAGGAUUUGUGCCUGAACGUUCAUGUGUUGAAACAAGCUGCUGCAAGUUCUGUUUCCUUCGCAAACUAUCAAUUGAGCCUGUUCAUCAGAGGAAGAUUCCAAAUCGGUACCUUGGUCAACCCAGUCCCUUCACACACCCACACUUACUAAAACCAGGGGAAGUUACACCGGGGUUAUCGCAAACAGAAUACUCCCUUCGUAGACACAAGUUGAUGGCUCGGAUACAGCAAGAGGUGCCUGGGAUGGACCACACAGUGAUUCUGCUAUCCAAUCCCACCUACUACAUGAGCAAUGAUAUUCCAUACACCUUCCAUCAGGACACUAACUUCCUGUAUCUAUGUGGGUUCCAGGAGCCUGACAGCAUCUUAGUUCUGCAGAGCCUGCCUGGCAAACCGCUGCCAUCCCACAAAGCUCUGCUGUUUGUCCCCCGGCGGGACCCAAGUAGAGAGCUAUGGGAUGGACCACGAUCUGGUACUGAUGGGGCAGUAGCUCUCACAGGUGUGGAUGAAGGAUAUACUAUUGAGGAGUUUAGACACCUGGUGGCUAAAUUGAAAGAUGAAUCUGUAGUGGUUUGGUAUGAUUUUGCUAAGCCAGUCCAUACACAGCUCCAUUCUGACUAUCUUAUGCACCUGGCAGAGGUCAAAGCUAGAAGCAAGAACCGUAUCCGAGCUAUCCGACCCCUAGUGCAAAACCUACGGCUAGUAAAAUCUGCUGCAGAGAUUGAGAGGAUGAGGAUUGCUGGAAAGGUGACGUCACAGGCAUUCGUGGAGACCAUGUUUGCCAGCAAAGCUCCAGUUGAUGAAGCAUUUCUGUAUGCAAAGUUUGAAUUUGAGUGUCGAGCUCAUGGUGCUGACAUUUUGGCUUAUCCUCCUGUGGUUGCUGGUGGCAAUAGAUCCAACACGUUGCAUUAUGUGAAAAACAACCAGCUCAUCAAGGAUGGAGAGAUGGUUUUACUAGACGGCGGAUGCGAGUCCUCCUGUUACGUCAGUGACAUCACGCGCACGUGGCCCAUUAAUGGCAGAUUCACAGGUCCUCAGGCGGAGCUGUACCAGGCUGUACUAGAAGUGCAGAAAUCCUGCUUGAGACUUUGCUCUCCAGGUGUGAGCCUAGAGAACAUAUACAGUUUAAUGCUGACCCUGAUUGGACAGAAGCUGAAAGAUCUGGGGAUCCUGCAGAACAGCACUACUGAAAACCACCUCUUCAAGGCUGUUCGAAAAUACUGCCCACACCAUGUGGGACAUUAUCUGGGAAUGGAUGUUCAUGAUACGCCUGAUAUAUCCCGCUCAAUUUCCCUCCAGCCAGGCAUGGUCAUCACCAUUGAGCCAGGUAUCUACAUCCCUGAAAAUGAUGAAGGUGCCCCUGAAAGAUUCCGUGGAAUUGGUGUACGCAUAGAGGAUGAUGUUGUAGUGACAGAGAAUGCACCAUUGAAUCUGUCUGAAGAUUGUCCAAAGGAGAUAUACGAAGUUGAACAGGUCUGUGGCUCUUGACCACUCUUCACCAUCUUUUUCAGGUACAGAUUAGGAAAUAUGCCUUCAUUUAUAUUUUUAUAUGAACGUGCUACAGGAUGUCAAGACUGAUGAGUAGGGUUGUUGCUGAGGAAACUUUAUUUGGAAGAAUUAUCUUGGAUAGAAAUACCAUCAUAUUUAAUGAAGUAAAUAUAGUCACUUAUUUGUCAAGUAUUAUCCUUUAUUGCUAAUGUUAAAUCAGAUGAAGAAUCUGUAUUCCACCCUCCACUAUUUGGACUUUGUGCAUGUUCUGUAAUAAUCUUGUUUGUCGAUUGCCAAGGCCCACAUGUCUGACAGUUUCUCCUGAAGGGCUGACUGGGAUGAAUUUCAGCAUUCAUGCAGAUUGCCUUUCAUUUUAAGUUGGGAGCAGGACAGAAUUUUGUUUUUUCCCAAUACAAAAGAUAAUGUUAUCAAGAUACCAAUCCGAAUGUUCUGAUGAAUGGAGAUUUAUAGAAGAUGGCAAGACAAAACUUCCAUUAUGUUAGUUUCUUCUUUUCAGAAGACAAAGGUAGAUCUUUUGUAUUAUGGCAUACUUUAAAAUUGAAGUGUGUUAUGGCUAAGAAAAACUUGUAACAACCUGAUCUAAUGCAGAGUGAUUUCCAUGGUCUUACGCUUGGCUAUCUCUACAUACAAUUGUGUUAGUAUAUUAGUAACAGGCAGACAAAUAUAAUGUUUAUAAGCUAGUCUAAUGGGUCUGACUAGAUUCAAAAUGCUGUUUGAUUUGAGUGAGUUCUUUUCUUCCUGUCACCUUAUAGCUUUGAUUAUCUUUCUCUUCAGCCACUUCCUGGACUUGAAUGGAUAUGUUAGGGUUGUUUUUAACCUUACUUUUUAUAAUGGGGUAAGGAGAAAAAUAUUUGCACAUUGAAGCUCUUGAAAAAGUACACAUGCUUUAAGUUGUCAUUUUUCUUGACAAAAUAUAUGAAAUAGUGGCAAAGAGGUCAGACUCCUAUUUCCAAAUAAUUUUCUGAGAAAUGUAGCAAAUUAAGCAUGUAUGCAUCUUUCUUAACUUAUGUAGAGCACAUUAUUGUGCAGUGUUGCUAUCAAAAUACAAAACAUAAAUGUGUUCUUUUCAUAAAAACCUCUAGGUUUUCUUCUUCAUAAAACAAUUUCCCUCUGCUUCAACUUCUGAUAGCAAAUAAAUGGGAGAACGGGCUACAAUCUGAAAAUGAUAAAAAUAAAAACAAGACAUGAAAUGAAAAUGUUAUAUUGAAUUAAAUCAGAGUAAGUUUUUUGUCAAGGGUUCUUUUGUAAAGGAGGAAAUGUUACAGAACAGUCAAACAACUAGACUUUUUGAAGCACUUUUGUGAUCUCUGAAAAAAAGGCAGUUCAUUUGUAAAGAGUUAUAUAUAUAUAUAUAUAUAUAUAUUUUAUUCUGCUAAGUGUCAAAAGGAAGGUUGUAGCAAUAAAGAUGUAAUUUAAAAAACCCUUUAAAACUCAGAAGUGUGACAUUGCCUAUUUGGAAACUUUCCUAUCCAUGUGCACCCUCUUGUGAUAACAUAAUUCAAGGCGAAGCUACUUGUUUUUUUACCAAUAAAUUAAUUUGUAAUUGUUCUA
Sphaerodactylus townsendi is the source of this 3816-nucleotide messenger RNA. It is a transcript of the gene XPNPEP3, whose product is annotated as X-prolyl aminopeptidase 3. Gene Ontology annotation, molecular function: manganese ion binding; metalloaminopeptidase activity. Lineage: Eukaryota; Metazoa; Chordata; Lepidosauria; Squamata; Sphaerodactylidae. The record is from RefSeq and is a predicted model, not a curated record. Gene Ontology annotation, cellular component: mitochondrion. The coding region runs from base 970 to 2244 and encodes 424 amino acids. The transcript has 10 exons.